CAGAGGUGUUGUACUGAUCACAAUCAUAUUAGGAAUAGGCCCAUUAGUCACAUUUGGAUUUGGGCUUCAAGAGAAAAUCCCUGAAGUUUGUACUUUGUUCUCAGUUCUCACCCAUAUAUUUACUGAUUAGGUAAGUUAGGCUCUCACAUUUGGCGGGAAAGCACGUGAGAGAGAGAGACAAUGGCGAACAAGCAAAUCAGCCAGAUGGGUCUGCCAAAGUCGAUCGCCAACGUCUUCGCUGCUCGUAAUGUCUUCACCGCCAAGGAUGCAUUAUCUUUAACUGAAUUUGAGUUGAUGGAAUUGUUAGAUGUGGGUUUGGCACAAGUAACAUCUGCAGUAGCUCACAUCAGUGAAAUCGUGUGUCCACCAUAUCAAACUGCAUUAUCGCUGAUGGAGCUACGGGUUCAAAAUGAGCACUUGGCUGGCCAUCUUCCCACUCAUAUGAAAGGAUUAGACGAGGCCUUAUGUGGCGGAAUACCAUUUGGUGUCUUGACAGAGUUGGUUGGUCCAGCUGGAAUCGGAAAAACACAAUUUUGCUUGAAGCUCUCUUUAUUGGCUUCAUUACCUGCAAGUUAUGGAGGUUUAGAUGGCCAUGUAAUAUAUAUCGACGUAGAGUCCAAAUUUAGUUCAAGAAGGUUGAUAGAAAUUGGAGUGAAAAGUUUCCCUGAAAUAUUUCACAGGAAAGGAAUGGCACAGGAGAUGGCUGGUAGGAUCCAUGUUUUGCGGCCAGCAUCACUUUCUGAAUUCACUGAGAGUGAACCAUCUGUUGUCAAAAUUGUUACCAGUUUGCAACAAAUCAAGGUUUCACUCCUUCAAAAUCAAGUGAAGUUGCUAGUUAUUGAUAGCAUGGCUGCUCUGGUUACAGGGGAAUUCGAGCAUGCGGCUCCCAGACAAAAUACAUUGGGUUGGCACGUUUCUUUUAUUAAGUCACUAGCUGAAUUUUCACGAAUUCCUGUUGUGGUGACAAAUCAAGUGAGAUCUCAAAGCCGUGAUGAGAUCUGCCACUAUUAUUUCCAAGUGCAAAGUUGGAAUGAAACCAUCGAGGAUCGCACAAGACAUGAUUCUCAUCUUGUUGCUGCUUUGGGAAUUAACUGGGCUCAUGCUGUUACAAUUCGUCUUGUGCUUGAAGCUAAAUCAGAUCAGAGGUUUAUUAAGGUGGCAAAAUCUCCAAUAUCCCCACCUCUGGCUUUCCCUUUUAACAUAACUUCAUCAGGGAUAUUAUUGCUGAGUGAUGAUGGAAUAGAGCUAACAGGGCCAGAUAUUAACGCAAUUCACUGUCAAGGUUUGUCAUUGAGAUUUUGUUGGGUGAAUCUGCAGAAGAAUAUUGAGUGGAUGCCCAAGACUACCAUUGGUCACUAUUUAAAAUGUGGAGCACUUAAUGCAGAUGGCAUCCAUCAUUUAGUGUUUUUGCUUGUGGCUUUCCAGUGGAAUAACUUCAUAAGAACUGAUAAACUAAAAUUGUUUAACUUUACAGAUCAUGCUAUGUGAACCUUAAAUUUCGUUAGAAACUAGUACCCAAAAAAUUGUUAGAAAAAUGUCUAUAACACAAAUUUUUAGGACUUCUUUAUUUUUUAUUUUACGUGUUUUUUUAAUAAAUCAAUUAAGCCUCAGAUCAAUGACUCAAAAAAUGCAGGCCAUAAUGACAUUAUCAAUUUCGGUGGGGAAAGCUUGCAGUGAUAAAUCAAGACACAAGCUGCAUUGAUGAAAUUUCAGGGAUGUUCUUAGAAGUAGAUAGAAUAUACUAUGAAUCCUGUUACUCAUUUUGAACAUUCUUUCUAGGUAAAUUUGAAGUAUAGAAGAGAGACCAAUGAACUGAAAUUGAUGUAUUUUCCUCUUAGAUAUCUUAGAGUUUGUAUUAUUUUUACAUCUGAAUAUUUCAAGCAUGAGCUAAAUGAAAGCAAAUUGCUGGUGGGAUGGAUUAUGUCUAAUGUAACUGUGCAUAACAAAAGUAUAGUGCCUUCCUGUUGCAUAAUAUUAGCUUGCAAAACUUUCAUGAAUU
Quercus lobata is the source of this 1999-nucleotide messenger RNA. RefSeq names its product DNA repair (Rad51) family protein (gene RAD51B). Lineage: Eukaryota; Viridiplantae; Streptophyta; Magnoliopsida; Fagales; Fagaceae. The transcript is spliced from 11 exons. The coding region runs from base 181 to 1488 and encodes 435 amino acids. Gene Ontology annotation, cellular component: replication fork; Rad51B-Rad51C-Rad51D-XRCC2 complex. Gene Ontology annotation, molecular function: double-stranded DNA binding; ATP hydrolysis activity; ATP binding. Gene Ontology annotation, biological process: double-strand break repair via homologous recombination. The record is from RefSeq and is a predicted model, not a curated record.